GUCUUCAACUCCUCGUCCGUGUCGUCUUCGUGUUGGUCUUCAGCUCCUCGUCCGUGUCGUCUUCUUGGUGGUCUUCAGCUCCUCGUCCGUGUCGUCUUCAUGUUGGUCUUCAGCUCCUCGUCCGUGUCGUCUUCAUGUUGGUCUUCAGCUCCUCGUCCGUGUCGUCUUCGUGUUGGUCUUCAGCUCCUCGUCCGUGUCGUCUUCUUGGUGAUCUUCAGCUCCUCGUCCGUGUCGUCUUCAUGUUGGUCUUCAGCUCCUCGUCCGUGUCGUCUUCUUGGUGGUCUUCAGCUCCUCGUCCGUGUCGUCUUCGUGUUGGUCUUCAUCUCCUCGUCCGUGUCAUAUUCCUAUUUGCCUUUUACUCCUAUACCAUAUAGUGUUAAUAGUGAUCUUCAGCUCCUCGUCCGUGUCGUCUUCUUGUUGGUCUUCAGCUCCUCGUCCGUGUCGUCUUCUUGGUGGUCUUCAGCUCCUCGUCCGUGUCGUCUUCUUGGUGGUCUUCAGCUCCUCGUCCGUGUCGUCUUCUUGGUGAUCUUCAGCUCCUCGUCCGUGUCGUCUUCAUGUUGGUCUUCAGCUCCUCGUCCGUGUCGUCUUCAUGUUGGUCUUCAGCUCCUCGUCCGUGUCGUCUUCUUGGUGGUCUUCAGCUCCUCGUCCGUGUCGUCUUCUUGGUGGUCUUCAGCUCCUCGUCCGUGUCGUCUUCAUGUUGGUCUUCAGCUCCUCGUCCGUGUCGUCUUCAUCUCCUCGUCCGUGUCGUCUUCAUGUUGGUCUUCAGCUCCUCGUCUGUGUCGUCUUCUUGGUGAUCUUCAGCUCCUCGUCCGUUUUGUCUGCGUAUUAGUCUGCAGUUCCUCGUCCAUGUUGUCUCCGUAUUGGUCUUCAGCUCCUCGUCCGUGUCGUCUUCAUGUUGGUCUUCAGCUCCUCGUCCGUGUCGUCUUCUUGGUGGUCUUCAGCUCCUCGUCCGUGUCGUCUUCUUGGUGGUCUUCAGCUCCUCGUCCGUGUCGUCUUCUUGGUGGUCUUCAGCUCCUCGUCCGUGUCGUCUUCUUGGUGGUCUUCUGCUCCUCGUCCGUGUCGUCUUCAUGGUGGUAUUUUGGUCGUCAUGCGUAUUUAUAAUGGUUUUCUUUAUUGUAAUGAUACUGAUUUGGUUUUGCUUUAUGCAAAGCAUGUUAAGUUAAUUUUAGGCUUUUUUAGAUAGUCGCUUUAAGUUCAUAUUUGUUUUUCUUUCUUCUGCUUGUUGUCAUGAGCCUUGUGUUGGCAAUCUUUAAUUUGCUCCUAGCCUAGCUUAGUUAGCACAGCGUUAGUAUUAUCAUCGUUCACUAUCUUCCGAGUGUUAUCCAUUUCAUUAAAAAUGUUAUGAGUGCGAAGGUAUGAAAGCAGACUUUAUUAUAAUUUAGCUAGAUUUUACUAAUAUAUGUGCGUUUGAUGUCCGAGCUGUUAUUGCGUUUCCUUUCAUUGUAUUAAUUUAUUUUUGUCAUAGUAAUUAUAUCAUCAAUGAUUAGAAGGUGCAGUUAAAGAUCUUCCCAGAAGUAGCUUAAUAUCUGUCGACUUCAAAUAAAUUUCCAUUCUUGUGCAUAUAUCCACAUAGCUGUUUCCGGAAUCUAUUGUUGUUAACACGGUAUACUUUGUAGUUUGCAAUACCCGACGUUGAUCCAUUAAUUACUGCAUCGUUACGAGUUCCAGUUCAAAUAUCAAUUGAUGCCCACAAACUUCAUUCGACUUCCUGAGGAUGUAUUAAAAAUCGCAAAUGAUUAGUUCGCGACUUGGGAAUCGAACCCAAUGUCUAUCUGCAGUCUAUCUACGACUGCUAUUUGGUGUAAUGAUCUUGUGAUAUAUCAUAAAUAUGUAGAAGUCAACAUGCAAAAUGCAUUUUAAGAAAACUUAUCACAUACCAAUAUAUCGAUAUAUCGAUUACUUUCUCAUAGGCAGCGUAUUAUGUAUCGUGUCGUAUCGUAUCGCGUCUCCAUCUUGAUAUCUUUUGAACCCAGAACUGGGUAUUUUGUUAACAAUACUUGUUUCAAAUCUAUUCAAGCUCAACUAAUUUUAAAGCUGAAAAUAAAGCUUAAACACGUUCUUCCACAAGACUGCUUGUCUAUGCCCAUAUUGAAAUUGCAGGUGUACUUAAUAGGCACCUUAUAUUGUGAUCGCAAAGUGAAUUUGUUAUUGAGUUAGUUUGCAGCGAGCUGGCACUACUUUAUACGGUGUAUUUCACAAAACAUUACAUAUACAACUUUCGCAAACAUCAUACUCCAGCGUUUAAAGAGCGACUUGCUAUAAUUUGCAUCUGUUGACAAAACUGGUUAUGCACCUAAUCUAGUGAUAUGCAUGCAAAAUUAAAAACUUUACAGCAAAAAUUAGAAUUUUGAAGUAUAUUCAGUUUUAUAUUCCAAUACCUGUAAAUUCGACUCCAACAACGUGGAAUGUUCUGACGCAAUUCAAAAGCAUCUGUUGACAAAUAUUAUUACGAAGCUAUGCUCCUAGUCUUGAAAAUUUUACCUUCCAUAAGUUAUUCUCAUAUAAUUUUAUCAAAUCAAACUCAAUGGUGAUUAUUUGUGAUUCGUGUUUUCUUUCUUCCUCUGAAUUCUUUGUAUUUCGUUUACGUAAAUAGCUAUUUUAGAUUUUUUUGCGUACCUGUAUUCUUAUAUCUCCUGUCAACAAAACGAUUAAGAGCCUAUCCUAGUUAUGAUAAAAUAACUUCAUACAACAUUACCUUCUAGCCUGGUAGUAUGGCUGGGAUGUCUCACGUGGUAUACAUCUGUUAACAAGUAUUUGUUAUGCACAAACAAGCAGAAAAGCUUGACUAACUUCAACACACUUAUCAAGAAAAUGUAUGUAUGGAUUGAAUCUUACUUGAAUAGGUGCAUGUUAUAAUAAUUGGUCCAACCAGAGACUACCUUUAUAGCGCGAGCUAUGCUCUCGGGUAACCAGUCGUCAUCUGUCAACAACAAAGAUUACGAACCUAUGCUAGCUAUAUCUAGUAAAGCAACAUGAUCCAUUGUUACCUCAGUCUGUGAAACACGACUUGCAUCUAUCGUCGGGAUAUCUGUCAACAAUUCAUGUUAUGCACACCAAGAAGAUUUGACUUAUCAACUAACCAUCCAGAAU
This is a messenger RNA of Spodoptera frugiperda (fall armyworm), 3090 nucleotides long. RefSeq lists its product as uncharacterized. The record is from RefSeq and is a predicted model, not a curated record. The transcript is spliced from 3 exons. Lineage: Eukaryota; Metazoa; Arthropoda; Insecta; Lepidoptera; Noctuidae. The coding region runs from base 100 to 1101 and encodes 333 amino acids.